UUAUUUAUUUUCUUAGUCUUUUGUAUCAUUGAAUUAUUCGUGCUCGUCUCAUAAGCUUGAACCCAGAGACUGCAGUUGUAACAACAACAAAAAGUGAACCAACAGCUGCAUUGUGUUAUGGCGCCAGAUUUGGACUGUUUAUCGCCAACACAUGAAAUGAAAGGAUAUUUACGAAAAUCCAAAAAAUGGAGCAAAAGAUAUUUUGUGCUUAAAGAAGGACCACCACCUCGUUUAGAAUGUUAUGAUUCUGCCAAAUCAUACAUGAAAAAUGGAAAACCAAAAAGAUGCAUUGAACUCGAAAAUGCGUGGAAUAUUGAUAAAAAAGUUACCGCUAAACACAAGCAUCUGAUCGGUGUUUAUACAGAAGAGGAGUACUUUGCAAUGGCUGCUGAAAAUGACUCAACUCAAGAGAUGUGGGUGAACGCACUUCAAAAAGCUGUUCUUGGUUAUAAAGGACAUAUGAACAGAACUCAUAUCAUGUACAAGCACAUCUGGCAAGGCAAUGUCGACACCAGAGAUCUCGAAAACUGCAGCAACGACACCAGAAUCAACCUUCAGGGAACUCAUCGCUGCUGUCUCACUGACAAAACCAUGGUUUUCAUCUGCAUCAACGGCUCGGGUGCCUCUGAUCUCUAUCGACAUAAACCUGUUGAAAUAAACAUCUCAAACAUCAGGUCUUGUGGCCAUAAAGACAAUUUAUUUUUUAUGGAAUCCGGUCGCUACUCUGGGAUAGGUACUGGGAAAUUGUGGAUGGAAUUGGACGAUGCCACCAUAGCUGAUAAUAUGCAUAGAACAAUUUUACAAUUUAUGAUCACGUCGGGACAAGACGACGCCAGACCACGGUCAUACAGUUCCGGUUCUGGUUCAGGACGAUCCGUUAAUCGAUCGCGACAUUAUUAUAAUCCACCACCUAGUCAAGUUGGAAUGGGUAAGCCACCUACAACAACCACCGCAAUUUCCAGACCCGUCCCAUCCAUAGGGGGUCGUGACCGAUGCGAGAGCUUUCCUGCCACACAGGCGUCCACAUUAACUGACGAGGCCCGGUAUCGCACAUCUAGCGAAGGAGAAACAACAAUGAAACGUCACCACCCUUUCCAUAUGAUUCGGCGAAAAGCAGGAUCCGUGAGUCCCAAUACAAGGGCCAGAGUUUACUCACAUGGCAAGAGACCUCUUUUUCAACAAUCUUUGCUCCAUACUCGAACAGCGUCUCUGCCGGGGAGCAACUACAGUUCGAGUAAUUCCAGUAUGGAACACUUAAGUAAUCACGACUAUUCAAGGAAUGGACAAUCACCUGCAAUGAGUGAAGAACACGGCUCUUCUGACGAAUUCAGCAGCAGCCCUAUGACGAAUCAAAGAUGUCAAGGAUCUCUUCACCAUUCAUUAUAUACGCAGUCCCCCCAUUUUGACCACUUUUCUCACUUUGAAUGGGCACCACCACCUCCUACAGUCCCGCCAGAAUCCAGCCCACUUGUUUCAGAAGCUGGCGCAUCCAGUCCCCGUGUGCUUAGCAGCGAUUACGCCGUCAUGCAGUCAUCACAUUCCCGCAGUCAUUCGCUGGACGAUAAUCUGAGCUGCGGCACUGCUGCAUCAUCUCUUUCCACGUCCCCGCAGGCACCGACGCAUAUACCCGGUGUAUCCAUCUCACCUGAUGCUUGCUAUCAAUACAGUCAAUCACCUUCACAAAGUUCAUCUCACUCACAUUGUGGGGAUUUCAAUCUUCUGUACACACCAACCUCUGCUUCACCUGCCGACGCGGAUGGCUGUCCUUACGCGUUCAUGAAUCCCGACGACUCAGACACAUAUCCACACGAAACUUCGCCGCUUUCUUCAGACUAUACACCAAUGACACCUGGAAGGGGUGCAGCAAGCUCUACCCCAACUGAAGAUAAAAGCGGAUAUGUGCCGAUGCGACCUCUCGUAAGAUCGCAACCUCAAGACAUUGGCGGUUCGGUACGAAGAAGGUCUUUGUCAGACAAUCGCCUGGUGAACGGAAGUUAUUCGCCGGCUUCUCCUCUCAGUAGAUCUCCCGAUAAAAGCAACCAUGUUGCUAGAUCACUGGCUUCGGCCACUGCUUGCUCAAAAUGCAAACGAAACGAUUUGCCACAUAGUUAUCCUUGCCAACACUGUACCCAAAUUACCGUUGCUGUCAGCAGGCCGUCUAUUCCAUCGGUAUCAUGCCACGGACUUAAGGUCGACGCCAAGAAUGAUUUUAGCAUGGACUCGAGUAAGAUGGCUGUAAAACACCUUGAACAGCCACCGGUUAAUUAUUCCGACGAUUAUGCGAGUAUGGGAAGUCUAACCACAACAAUCGCGGCAGUACAAAUUCGCUCAUCUCCUCAAGAUGUUGUUUCUAAACAACAAAACUCACCGAAAGAUUUUAAUUUGGCGGAGGGUACCGAUAUUGAUCACGAAUAUCUUCCUAUGAGUCCAAUGAAUGCUGCAAAUCCAAAGAAAUCGAUUGUGUGGAACGUAUUAUCUAUUGCUGCAGAAUCCGUUCAUAAACCAACGUCGAAUUCCAGCAACUUGUCUUCUGGUGGAAAAUAUCCUCACCAACAAACUACGCCCAAGUCUGGACAGUAUUCUACUCAUUCUUUGGAUCGCAGGGAUAGUAAAGCUAGACGACGAACAAUAUCACACUUCACAUCCGGUUUGGUGACUAGCCAACGGCACGCCGCACCAAGGACUUCAACAAAAGCUAGAAAACAUCAUUCAUUACGAAUAUCUACAGACACAAAAUCCUCCUCAGUCUCGGAAGCAUCGUCGAACAAUUUGCAGCCACCACUGUCGCCUGUUGGUGGCGAAUACGUCUCCAUAAACUACGACAAAGCCAGAAAACAAGUUGGCCCCACUUACCUAAGCCUAACAGAUGGCGGGGCGUCGGGGGAGCCAGAGGAUAAAUCGUCAGAAUUAACCCAUACUCAGUGCAAUCGCAGAAGUCCAGUAGCAACCAAAGCUACCCAUGACUCAAACAGGAACUUAUUACCCACUAAGCAAAGCCCGCCUAAAGACGAUUAUUUAUUGCUGAAACCGGGCGAACUGACCACGUAAAAUACCCAAUGCAAAGUCAGUUUGCAGUUCUUAUUGAAGACAAUUGGCUUUAUUCAAAUAUAUAUCUCACUGCUGCUAAGUUCCCGAUAUAUUAUUAUUAUAUCUUAUUUUUGUCUUUGCUUUUAUGAUUAUUAUACUGUUUAAGUCACUUUUAUGUUAUAAAUUUUUGCACGUUUUGCCCAGGCAAGUAUGGGACAUUACUAGAACGCCGUAUCCGUAUCUGACUUAAUUUUAAUUGAAGUGUGUUUAUAUCACUUAUCCACCACUUUUCAAAUAGGAAACAUAGCAUGUCUAUAGCCAUAACUCAAUUCUCUCACUUGUAUUUCCACCUUUCGUUGGAUGUUCAAAUAUUUUAAGUCUUUAAUGUCGUUAUUGUUAAGUUGUGGUUUCGAUUUUCGUGUUUUGUACCGCAAAAAAAUUAUAUGAUUACUUAUUUUCUGUACGUUAUUUGUAAAAACUGGCGAUUCGGACCAACUUAGUUCAUGAAAUCAAAUAUUGCGCAAAAAUCUGACCAAAUUCAUGCGCUCUCCUUAUGUACUGUACGCUGGAUUGAAGUAACGCAUUUUUCGCACUGGUUUUCUGCCUUUCUAUUCUUCAAUGCACUUUUUGCUCAUCACAAAAACACUUAUUAGAACUAUGAUCGGUACUAGGAAAUUUCUUCCUUGUUUGUCAUAUUCAUUGUAUCGCACCAAUAAAAGAAUUGUUAUUUUUGGUCACUGUUCGUGUUCCCCUGCUGUUUUUGAUUUUUCUGCUGUCUUUGCCUCUAUUUCUUAUUGAUUUCCAUUUUUCUGUCUUGUUUUAAUGUAUUUUUGUGCUAAUUUAUCGCUGUUAUUAUUAUUACUAUUAUUAAUAUAUGAAAACGGUGACACGA
Styela clava is the source of this 3919-nucleotide messenger RNA. Its product is annotated as insulin receptor substrate 2-B-like. Gene Ontology annotation, molecular function: phosphatidylinositol 3-kinase binding; insulin receptor binding. NCBI's taxonomy places the organism in Eukaryota, Metazoa, Chordata, Ascidiacea, Stolidobranchia, Styelidae. The record is from RefSeq and is a predicted model, not a curated record. Gene Ontology annotation, cellular component: cytosol; plasma membrane. Gene Ontology annotation, biological process: insulin receptor signaling pathway.